This is a messenger RNA of Paramecium sonneborni, 926 nucleotides long. NCBI's taxonomy places the organism in Eukaryota, Ciliophora, Oligohymenophorea, Peniculida, Parameciidae. The record is from the annotation of a GenBank genome assembly.
AUGGAAAGUUUGUACUCUUUAUUAUCAUAGAUUCUAUUGAUUACAACAUCUGUUAUUUUAUUGAUAUCUAUGACAAUUGCUUUAAGAAAGAUAAUGAAAGACGUCAAUGAUAUAUUAGAUUCAACUGAUAAACUUAUAUUCUUUAUUGCUGCAUUUCAAUGUACUAAAUCUUGAAAUUUAGAGUUAUUGUUAUUAGGUUUCUUAAUUUAAUAGUAUACAAUGUUCCUAAGUGGAUUACGCAUACUCAGAAUGCUCUAAGACUUAAUGUUAUUAAAUUGUUUAAUCAAAUUAGAUAGUGAUAAUGAGCAAUGUUUAGUAACUAUAAAUAUUAUAUAGCUAAUCAGAAAAUUGUAGAUAAAAUUUCAAAGCUCAUUUCAUUGAUUUUUUUAUCAAUUUGGUGCUUCAUUAUUUUUUUGGAAGGUUUUAAUUCACAUUUUUAAUGUGAUCAAUAAAUAUGGAUGCUACUUUCUGGAUUUCUAUUUCUCACAAAUGUCAUUUAAUUAUAUUUUGGACUCAAUAUUUUAAUUUAAAUCUAAAAAUACUGUCAAGAUUCAAGUAAUCAACAUAUGUUUGAUGGUUUGCAUAAAAUUAUGAUGGAUGAAUUAUAAAAUAGGAAAGUAUAAGUUAUUGUCUUUGUCCUUUGUAGCAUCAGUUCAUCUAUUGUCAUGCUAUUGUAUGAUUAUACUAAUUUUAAUGAAUUGAACCCUAUAAUAUGUCUUCAAAAAACUAAUGUUACUCAAAUUCUUAUUUAUAUUGCUGUCAUUUUUGUCUCAUAUUAACUACCAUGUCUAGGAAUAUACUAUGUGUUUUAUCAUAAGAAUAAAAAGUAUUUGAAUAAUCAUAAUUGGGAAAUGCAAAGAAAUAUUGUUAAUUUCUAUGAUGAAAGAAGUGAAAUUGAAUUGGGAGAUUAUUAAAACUCGUAAUGA